Aspergillus steynii IBT 23096 is the source of this 246-nucleotide messenger RNA. RefSeq lists its product as uncharacterized. NCBI's taxonomy places the organism in Eukaryota, Fungi, Ascomycota, Eurotiomycetes, Eurotiales, Aspergillaceae. The transcript has 4 exons. The coding region runs from base 1 to 246 and encodes 81 amino acids. The record is from RefSeq and is a predicted model, not a curated record.
AUGUAUCCCACUCGUAUCUUGAGGAUGCAGGCCUCUCGGCCUUUCUCCUUCCCUGCUCCUAAGGAGAACCACAGCGCCCACACCAUCUCCCAGCGCCUGCGCACCUUGAAGCGGGUCCCCCCCGAGUUGAUCCCUCUCGGUAUUGUCGCCGUGGGAGCUGCCAUCUACUCCAGCGCCCACAAGCUCAUGACCGACAAGACCCUGCGUCUCAGCCGCAACGCUCCCCAGAACCAUGAGGAGCACUAA